GUACUUAUUCAGAUUCAUGACCCAGCAUAUACGGAAAUGCUCGAGCAGACAGCCGAAGCGCGUCAUCGCAUGGCAAUAGCCGAAGCGGAAGCUCAGGCCAAUCACCGUCAUGAAGCCUUAACUGGAAGUCUGAAGGAAGCGCUACAAAUCCGUGAAGCCCAAGAAAUCAAUCAGGCAAGGAUGUUUCUGCGGGAGAACGAGGAGAACAUCAAAAGUGAGGCCGUUCAGCAUGUCCGUGCCCACGAGGCUCAGUGUACAGAAAAGGUUCAGGCGUACCAAAGAAUUUUGGACGCCAAUCUCCGUCAGUCGAUGGCCACGAAGGAGAGCGAGAUUGAACGCCUCCGGAGUCAGGCUGCUGAAAAGGAGCGUGCACAGGAAGAACGCAUUAAAAGGCUCGAAGAGCUUGCGAUGCAACAGAGUCUUCACAACCAAAAGCUCCAAAGUAUGUUGGACUCUCAGCUGUCGCAGCCACCUCCUGUCCAAGUUGUGGAAACCGCGACUUUGACGAGGAUGGCAGAACCGUACGUCAUCUCAGCUCCGAUCCCGGCGUGUACAGUUGAUCCUCCGAUUGCAUCCGAGCAUCCGUUCCAUGAUCCUUUCAAUGCCGAAACAGUACCUCCGCCAUAUGCUCCUCCGCCAAUGCUAUCCGGCCCAUAUGCCAGCAACACAGAUGGAGCAACCGAGGAUAUGGUCACUGGCCGAAUCCCGGCAGGACGUCUCACCGCUGCACCUGCCAAGAAGGUUGCACGCCGGGAGGCCGUGCCGGUCGCCGACGUGGAGCCAGAUAGGGAUCCAGGGGAGUUCAUUAUCCAUAUUGAAAGGGAUGAUCCCCCUCUCGAUAUUGAUGGUUUUGUAGCUGAGAUGGAAGAACUAGCUUCAGUUGAUCCCCCGAAGGGAACGCCUAGACCAGAAGGUUCUAGACCUGAUGUUGUGCAAUUGGAACUAUCGGGCAAGAAAAAGGAUGAAGACAAAGAGUCAUCCAGCCCUCCGGAACAAAAGGCCUUUGUUGUAGACUUCUCAUCAAAACGGAGCCAAG
Cladocopium goreaui is the source of this 1036-nucleotide messenger RNA. NCBI's taxonomy places the organism in Eukaryota, Dinophyceae, Suessiales, Symbiodiniaceae. The record is from the annotation of a GenBank genome assembly.